AUGACACAUACUGAUCUGUCAGAGGUACUUGAUCGGUUGCUUCCAAAGUGUGACUGUAGAGGAAGCUCAUGCUUCAAUAGUGUGACAGGCAAUGAAGACACAGUCAAACAGAGACAUGACAACAUCAUCACCAGUGUAUUGCUCAACAAGACAUUGUUUAGAACGAUUGUCUAUGUUGGGAGACUGCCACACGCAUCAAUGUUCAAACACUGCAAUCCAAGAAUCUACAAGUACGACGAGCUCAACGAUGCCGACAUAAUGUUGUCAGAGACUCACCAGUGGCACUAUGUUCUUGUCGAGCGACUUCAACGCCAACCCAACAACAGCAGCAACAAAGUGCUUUGGACACACACUAGCUUAGAGAAGCUCAUCGAGUUGAUGCCAUACGCAGUGUUCAAACAUGUCUUUGACACAAACAGAUACACAAUGCUUUAUUAUCAUAAUCUACUGAUAUGCUAUGCUGUCAAGUACGGCCGACUCGAUGUGUAUAAGUUGCUCGAGGCGCAGGCUCAUGACAACCCAGACAUCUUCAAAGUCAUCUUUGAUCAUGCGGGCAUGACGUCUAAUAACGGGCGACCGAUACAUUUGGAGAAGCACCAAGACCAUCUCGUGACGGCUAUCAUUCAUGGACGAUUGGCGAUGUUUGAAUACCUUCUGUCACAGACCAAUUCGAUUGUUGUCACUAGUGGCUUGGAGGCAAGGAAAAGAAAGGUAGAGGAAAAACAUAUCAAGGACUGGCAGCAGAUGGCAACAGCACUCAGACUUUUGAUCACAUUCCUCAAUGGACUGCCCUCAGCUCCAAGAGUGGAUCAACUUAUCAUUUGUCCUUUGAGAGUGCUGUUGAGAUGCCAAGACGUUGAACUGGUCCGACGUGCAGUCAAUCAUAUCUCAUUCAAUUACACAGAUGUGAGCCAGUAUUGUGAAAGUGCAUUCCGUCCGACGACUGGUAUCCAACAAGACAAAGUCCAUGCACUCUAUUGCUCAGAUCUGGAGCAGCCUGCUGAUCGGGCACAAUUGGAGCACUCACUCAACUUCCUCAUUCAAGUAUACGCCGCCUAUCAAAUUCCAGUGCCGCCCACCAAUCAACAAUACCAAGCAUGCGAGUUGGUUCUCAAUGAAGUUGGAAUGAUAUUCCUCAGGGUCUUUGCAAUCAUGUCACAUGGUGACAACCAGCCAGACCUCCUAUCAUUCAUUAGGAAGGGUAUCUUCAUGAAUGUGCACCAGGAAUACCAACAAACUCAUUUGGAGUCAUUCAUUCAAUACUUCCUCUCAUUGGAAAUGAAGGGAUAUGGCCAGGUGCUUGGACUGGAGACUAUCUGUACAUUUGGCACUUUGGACAUGGUCAAGACAGCUCAUCAGAUCGUGUCUCAAGUUCAAGUUCGUUACAAGGGUGAAACAAUCUCACUUAACAUUGGCAUGGAAAAUGUGUAUCCCAUGACAUUGGAGAUCAUGGAGUAUAUCCAACUUCACAAUCUGUUCUCAAUUUCCAGCGUCAAGAUACUCAAUCAUGUUGCAUCAAUGGGCCGUCCAGACCUUCUCAAAGCAUACCUCGAAACAUAUCCCAAUGUACUCAGCAAACAAACAAAUCAACCAUUCUAUUUUAAAGCAAUCAAUAAUAACCUGGAACUCAGUGGCAAGGAUACAAACAACGAUGCCAUUCGAUCAAUCUUGGUGGCUGAGUAUACGAACCCAAGGAUAUCAAUGACUGGUCGUUCCGGCCACGCCAGAAAUGGAAUGCUGAUCCAGCUGUGA
This is a messenger RNA of Acytostelium subglobosum LB1, 1752 nucleotides long. RefSeq lists its product as hypothetical. The record is from RefSeq and is a predicted model, not a curated record. NCBI's taxonomy places the organism in Eukaryota, Evosea, Eumycetozoa, Acytosteliales, Acytosteliaceae. The transcript has 2 exons. The coding region runs from base 1 to 1752 and encodes 583 amino acids.